Molecule: messenger RNA, 1105 nt
Organism: Telopea speciosissima
Lineage: Eukaryota; Viridiplantae; Streptophyta; Magnoliopsida; Proteales; Proteaceae
Product: protein BCCIP homolog
Exons: 8
Coding region: 47-1030 (327 amino acids)
Cellular component (GO): nucleus
Source: RefSeq, a predicted model, not a curated record
AUACUUUGCCCCAGAUCUUAUUCAUUUUACCCUAAGAGAAGAAGCUAUGACUCGAAGACCGACAAAACGCCACCGUUUCCUGAAACCGCAUCCUUUUGCUUUCUCUGCGUUUGCUCGUUCUGUUGCUCAAGUUGCCUCUAACUUCAAGCACAAGCGUCAAACCCAUAACCCCAAGUUCCAGGAUAAAGUUAUCUCCAAAUCCUCAGAUGACCAUUUCACGAAGCACUCUUUGAAGGAGGAGGCAGGAGCAUCUGAAUCUUCAGAUGAAGAAGGGCAUAAUGAAACCAUCAAAGCCGAUUUUGCUUUCUUUGAUCCGAAACCUAAUGACUUUCAUGGAGUGAAGAUCUUGCUACAGACCUACCUUGACAACAAGCAGUGGGAUUUGAGAGGAUUUGUAGACUUGAUACUGGCACAAACCACAGUAGGGACAGUGGUUAAGUUAGAGGAUGCAGAAGAUGAUGGGCUAUUCUCUGUUGUUACUGCCCUUAAUUUGGGGCAAUACAAGGAUAAUAGGUGUUUUAUGGAGCUCAAGGAGUACUUGCUUGAAGUAUGCCAAGAGAAGAAUGUAUUGGGUAAACUUCGAUUGAUUUUGGGAGAAGAAGCAUCAAAUGUGGGGCUAUUGGUUUCCCAGCGUGUGGUGAAUCUUCCUCCUCAACUUUUGCCUCCACUCUAUGAUGCCCUUUUUGAUGAAGUCUCAUGGGCAACAGAAGAUGAGCCAACGGAGGAGCUCCGGGAUUCCUUCCGCUUUAAGUUUUAUUUAGUGUUAACUAGAAUCUACAAGCAUAAGAGUGCCAACCAACAGAAGGGUACAUCAAGACAUUGCAGUGAUGAACCAAUGAUAUAUAUUAAGCCAGAAGAUGAGAUUUUUCAUAAGCUAAGCUCAUGGUCCUUUAGUUAUCCUCUUCGGACGCAGCAGCUGGCUAUGCAUGAGCUAAGGAAUUACAGUCUGACAGGACUUGUCAUGGUUGUAGAAGCAGACAAGAUCCCUACAUUUCGGAAGGAGUUGCAAUCUCUAAUAAGCGAAUCUUGAGGCCAUCCCAAAGUGAGGUCUGUUGAUGUUUUUUUGUUAUGGGUAUUUUUUCUCCUGAUUUCUGCAAAAAAUCUU